UGAUUAAUAAAUGGAUACGUUGUAUUAAUGAUGAGUUUUGCUAAUGCUCAGGUAUAAAAUGACAUGCGAGUACACCUGGCCGAACCACCUGAUGGCCACGGACCGGGAGGCGGUGGAGGCCAUCAUCACGCAGCACGGUUUCCAGGGCGACGUGGCGUACGGCCAGACGAAGCUGUUCGUUCGGACGCCGCGUACGCUCUUCACCCUGGAGCAGGAGAGAGCCACCCUCGUCCCCAUCCUGGUGCUCUUCCUGCAGAAGGUUUGGCGAGGCGCUCUCGCUCGCCUGCGCUGCAGGCGGAUGCGCGCCAUCUACACCAUCAUGGGAUGCUACAAGCGCUACAAGGUCAAGGCCCACUUCUGGGAGGUGGAGCGCCGGUUCGCGAGCGUGCGGACGAUGCCGGACUAUGGGAAGAGCGUGGAGUGGCCGGCGCCGCCCGCAGCUCUGGCCCAGUUUCACAGCAUCACAACCAUGCUGCAUCGCAGGUGGUGGGCGCGGCAGAUCGUGAAGAACAUCCCUCCGUCUGACAUGUUGGAGGUUCGGGCCAAAGUGGCGGCGCUGACGUCUCUGAGCGGGGAGAGGAAGGACUGGGGCGUCGGCCGAGCCUGGGAGAGAGACUACCUGUCAAACGCGCGGGACUCUCCUCACACCAGCGCCGCCUUCAUCAGAGUCUCCAAAGAGCUGAAGAACAAAGACGGCUACGGCCAGGUCGUCUUCUCCGCUUUCUGCAGGAAGAUGAACAGGUUCAACAAAAGCACAGACCGAGCGCUGCUCAUCACGGACAAGUUCGUCUACAAAUUGGAGCCGAAGAAGCAGUACAAGGUUCUGAAAAGGCUUCCUCUGGACUCGUUUACAGGACUGAGCGUGACCAGCGGGGCUGACCAGAUGGUGGCGCUGCACAUGUCCUCCCAGGACGACGUCCUGCUGUGUCUGCAGCAAGGCGAGCUUUGCCCCAACCAGGACCGAGUGGGAGAACUGGUCGGAGCGCUGGUGGAUCACUUCAUUCGCAUCAGAAAAGCUCUGCUUCCCGUGAAGGUCUGCCGCUCGGCGCUGCAGCUGCACAUGCGAGGGAAACCCAAGAACGUGACGGUGGAAACCAAACCGGGUCAGAACGUGGCGGACUUCAAGAAGAGCAAAGACGGAUUCAUCCUCCUGGUUCCUGAGAAAUGAGAUCUGAGAUCCAAACCGGGACUUUUUAAAACCCGGUUUGUUUCAGGGUGGAAACAUACAAAGGACUCAAGUCUGCUGCAAAAAUGAGACUUUCUGCUUUUUUAUAGAUUUUUUUAUCUUAUAAUCAAGAAUUAUAAUAAAAUAUAUCCAUCCAGGUGUGUUUGACCUGAAACAACCAUGGAGAAUAAAUUAUUCCAGCUCUACCUGA
Poecilia latipinna (sailfin molly) is the source of this 1376-nucleotide messenger RNA. Its product is annotated as unconventional myosin-Ig-like. The transcript has 7 exons. Lineage: Eukaryota; Metazoa; Chordata; Actinopteri; Cyprinodontiformes; Poeciliidae. The record is from RefSeq and is a predicted model, not a curated record. Gene Ontology annotation, cellular component: myosin complex. Gene Ontology annotation, molecular function: ATP binding; cytoskeletal motor activity. Bases 44 to 1168 code for a protein of 374 amino acids.